Didymodactylos carnosus is the source of this 1026-nucleotide messenger RNA. The record is from the annotation of a GenBank genome assembly. Lineage: Eukaryota; Metazoa; Rotifera; Eurotatoria; Philodinida; Philodinidae.
AUGAUUUCGAAUGUUAGAGAAGAAGCUGCAAUAUUACGUAAAAAGGAGCGUAAACGCGCUAUGAAAUCAAAAUAUUGGAUAACAGGGUUGUCAUCUAUACUUGUUCCGGUAAUGUUUGGUGUAUUUACAAUUGUUACCACCAUUCAACAACAACACAUCGCCCGACAAAACCGUGAAAAAGAUAGAGAUUUGGCCAAGGAACAACGUGCAGAAGAUAAUAAAUUAGCUGAUGAUGUACGAAUGAAUAACGUAUUAAACGGCUAUUUUGAAGAGAUGUCAGAUAUUUUCACGAACAAAAACAUUUCAUUUGAUAAUACUAUGACAUUAACAAUGAUCCGUGCUAAAACUGUAACUAGUCUGAACCAAUUAGAUCCAACACGAAAAAGUAUUAUUAUAAAAUUUCUUUACGAAACUAAAGCUAUUACAAAAAGGAAUACUAUUACUUUUUCAGUUGAUUUGACUGAUGCUGAAUUGAACAAUAUUAAUAUGAGUAGUCAAACAAAAACGAAUGCGAAUCUCCGUUAUUUAGUUUUUUCUGGCGUUUCGUUGGUCAAUGCAUCGUUUCGGAAUCGAGAUUUAGCCUAUUCGAACUUUUCUUUUUCUUAUUUAACCAAAGCUAAUUUUCAACAUUCAAAUUUGUUUGGUGUGAAUUUUCAUGGAGCUUCAUUGCAGCAAGCCAGUUUUGACAAUGCUAAUGUUUCAUCAGCAGAUUUUACGAAUACUGACCUUAGUGGAUCAAAUAUAAACGACACACAAUUAUUGCUUGCAUUUUCAAUCAGUAAUGGAAUACUACCAAAUGGGACAUAUGGCAUAAAUAGAAACCUAUUACUGAAUCCUGGAGGCGAAGAUUCACCACGUGCAGAAGUUAGCUGUCAGCCGAACAAGAAAACGUCGCCCAACCCAUCAGAUAGUCAUAGCUAUUAUUCUUGUUUGGAUAAUGGAACAGUGAAAUUGGAGCAUUGUAGUGUAAAUCUAGUUUGGGAUGAAAUUGAAGAAAAGUGUGACUUCAAACAUGUCUAUGGUUAG